Messenger RNA from Sapajus apella (tufted capuchin), 1042 nucleotides. It is a transcript of the gene FDCSP, whose product is annotated as follicular dendritic cell secreted protein. The transcript is spliced from 5 exons. NCBI's taxonomy places the organism in Eukaryota, Metazoa, Chordata, Mammalia, Primates, Cebidae. The record is from RefSeq and is a predicted model, not a curated record. Bases 349 to 624 code for a protein of 91 amino acids.
UUAAAGGAAAAAAUUGUGAGAGUAGAGAAUGGAGCAACAACAUUUAAAAUGAUAAGCUCAAAUAUACAAGACUCAAAAUCUGGAGAAAAUUUUAAAAAAAAAGAUUUUGGUACUUGGUAGUAACUAUUAGGUAGUUUCCAUGAAACUAAACAUUGGUUAUUCCCCAAUUUCAACAUACUGUGAUAGCUGAUGAGUAAUAAUUGAUCCUAGGGGAGAGGCCUUCAAACCACAGAUGUCUCCAUUCCAUUAUACCAUUGAGUAUAUAAAACAGUUGUAAUAUUCCAGGGCCAGUCACUUGCCGUUUCUCCUAACAGCCUCAGAGAGAAAGAACUGACUGAAAAGUUUGAGAUGAAGAAAGUUCUCCUUCUGAUCACAGCCAUCUUAGCAGUGGCUGUUAGUUUCCCAGUCUCUGAAGACCAGGACCGUGAAAAAAGAAGUAUCAGUGACAGCGAUGAAUUAUCUUCAGGGUUUUUAGUGUUCCCUUACCCCUAUUUCCCAUUUCCAUUUCGAAGAUAUCAAAGAUAUCCAUGGCUUAGAUAUAAUCUUCCUAUUCCAGUAAGUGAAUCUCUUCUUACAACUCCCCUUCCUGACGAAAAAUUAAACAAGAAGGAAAAGUCAGAAUAAAAUUGAUGAUGAAAUAUGUGGUCACCUAAAAUUAAAUGUGAGCCACUUCCUUGAAGAAUCAAAAUUCCUAUUAACAAAAGAAAAACAAAUGUAAUUGAAAUAGCACACAGCAUUCUCUAGUCAAUAUCUUUAGUGGUCUUGUUUAAUAAACAUGAAAGCAAAAAUCUUGGUUUCUUAAUUUCUACAAAUUCCAUAAUAAACAAUUUAUUUUCACUCUUCAGCAAUCCCCUGGAGAAGGAAGAGGUAGCAGGUGGUUAUAAAAGUAAACUGUCCUACAGCAUAUGACAAAAGUCAUCCAACAAGAUUCUACUUGCACAAUAAGCCUUUUAGUGGGUCACAGUGACUGCCUUUGUCUCCACAAGUUGGUUAUCAGGAAAUUAGAAAAAUUCUCUUUGAAUAAAGAUUAUGUUUCUCCACC